CGUAAAGCGCCAGGCGCCGGUGAGAGAUGGCGGCGGCCUGGGUGUUGCGGGCUGGCGGCUGCCGCCCCCGCCGCCUUCUCAUCCUGCCUCCUUCUUCCUCCUUUUCCUCCUCAGCCGGCAGUGGCCCCACGGCUGAGCGCGGGGAGCGGCAGGAGAGCGCGGGCCUGGGUUUCAGCCCCCCCGCGCACUCCCGUAACGACUGGAUCGGUCCCCCCGACAAGCACUCCAACCUGCGCCCCGUCAUCUUCUACGUGCCCCCCGAGGAGUCCCCGCUGGAGCGGCGCCUGCGGGAGGCGCGGCAAGAGGCCCAGGCCUGUGACCAGCGCUACUGGGCACGGCACAACCGUGCCUUCUGCCAGGAAAAAGAAGAAUUUAUUUAUUCAAGACUGAAAGCCAAGGGUCUGGAAAUGGGAGCUGAAACAGGUCAAAAAGCAACACUGAAUGCAGAAGAAAUGGCUGACUUUUACAAGGAGUUUCUAAGUAAAAAUUUUAGGAAGCAUAUGCAAUAUAACAGGUGACCAGCUGUGCCCUUUCCAACACAGGCAUCUUCAGACAUGCACAAACAAAUCUUACCAGACAUGCACAACUAAUCUUGCACAGCACUGGCAGGAAAAUUUUCUGGAUAAAUUGAUUAUCGGCUUUACUUCUGAAACAUGAGAAAUGGUCACGAUUAUUUUAUCGUGCCUGAUUUCAAAUACAAUUGGCCAUAAAACUACCCAGCCCUUAACUUUUUUAUAGUUAAGCUCUCAAUGGUUGUAGUCCUAAUGUUUGCAUUUAAUCUGUUCAUGGAUGUAGAUACUUGUAUAGACCUUUUUAUAGGUAGUUUCACUCUAAUUAGGCAGGAAAAGUGUUGCCACAAAAAUAAAAAAUGCAAGUCAUCACUGAAUUGUUAUUUGUCAAUGCCAAAGUAUAUUUUAAUUAAUUUUAACCUUUUUCCUGUUCUUGUUCUUCGUGCUAAUGAUUUUCCUGGCU
Messenger RNA from Calidris pugnax (ruff), 972 nucleotides. It is a transcript of the gene APOPT1, whose product is annotated as apoptogenic 1, mitochondrial. Gene Ontology annotation, biological process: intrinsic apoptotic signaling pathway. Lineage: Eukaryota; Metazoa; Chordata; Aves; Charadriiformes; Scolopacidae. Gene Ontology annotation, cellular component: mitochondrion. The transcript is spliced from 5 exons. The coding region runs from base 27 to 518 and encodes 163 amino acids. The record is from RefSeq and is a predicted model, not a curated record.